Schistosoma mattheei is the source of this 1544-nucleotide messenger RNA. Lineage: Eukaryota; Metazoa; Platyhelminthes; Trematoda; Strigeidida; Schistosomatidae. The record is from the annotation of a GenBank genome assembly.
GGGUGUUCUUUUAGGUAAAUUAUUACACAACUGACGAAAAAGGAUAAAUGGAAACAUCGACAGCCGCCUCUACCUCGAAGUCAAAUAUACCUAAAAGCAACCCUGAUAAGUCAAAUCAAGCCAACACAUCCGAGACCACUGAUAGUAAUGGGACAACGGGAUCUUUUGAGUGUAAUAUAUGUCUUGAUUCAGCUCGAGAUGCGGUAGUUAGCAUGUGCGGCCAUUUAUUUUGUUGGCCAUGCCUCCAUCGUUGGCUUGAAACUUCUGAAACCCGCACGGUAUGCCCUGUUUGCAAGGCUGCUAUCAGUAGUGAUAAAGUCAUCCCCCUUUAUGGACGUGGUGCGGACCAUACACAAGACCCUCGUACUAAAAUUCCUCCCCGCCCAGCUGGUCGACGUACUGAACCAGAACCGGGGGUUGGAAGCUUUGGAAGUACAUGGGGAGGAUUGUUCGGUGGAUCUGAUGGAGGUAAUUUCCGAAUGUCUGUGGGCAUUGGUGCAUUUCCAUUCGGUUUCUUGUCAACAACAUUCAAUUUAGGAGGUAAUAGCAAUCCUGCAAAUUCACACAAUGUUAAUGGCGUCAGCAACCGAGCAAUACCACCAGACAAUUUUUGGGGAGCUGAUUCAGAAACAAUGUCAAAAAUAUGUUUAUUUAUUGCUAUAUUUUUUAUUGGUUGGUUAUUGAUUGCGUGAGUAAUUUUUCAGAGUAAUGUGAUAAACUACUUCAAUUCUAUUGUCGCUUGUUUAAUUUAUAAUUUAUUUUGAGCGCUUUUUUCCCCAAUGCAAAUCGACAUUUCAUUUUUGAUAACUGUUUACUAGUUAAUUAAAUAUAAUUUCAAUGAUUUUUCAUUACUGUUAACUAUAUCUGAAUAACAUCCAUUUGAAUACGGAAUUUUAUUCAUGUAUUUUAAAGCGUUAUGCAUCAUGAAUAAAAGUCUUACAAAAAUUCUUGUCGUCACUGCUAGUGUAUAAUGUUUCUCAAACUUUUAAUUUCGUUUUUGUUGAAAUUUCAUUUCUGUUCUCAGCUUUAUUUCUCCACCUUCCUAUUUAUUUUUUUACAUAUAAUAUGAUGGUUGAUAUACUAGAUUAUUUGUCAAAUUUUACUGUAUGUAAUCGUAUGUGUAAUUCAAUAUUUCUUCAUUACACUCUUAUUAACCUUGUAAAGUAAUGAUUUCAUACGUUUGAUAGAAAACAAUUGUAUUGUAUGAUUUGCGUACUACACUACCAAUGAUUAACGGAGUUUCGGUUGGUUUUAACAAUAUUUGGACCAUAUUCGACUUAAAUAUGUUUAUAUUUAUUGCAAUACGUACAAGUAUUAUGGGAGAUCUCACUUGAUACUAAACUACAUUGAGUAACAAUUUCAAUCCUGUUGGAAUUAUUCAUUUUUCUGUGAGUACUAAUGACUGUUUAUAGCAUUAGACUUAUUCAAUACUUAUUAAUUGUUAUUUUCUACUUACAUAUAACAUAAGUGUAAUUGUAUGCUAAUUUCUAUUAUGUCUAUGGUUUGUAUAUCACGAUGUGUUAAUAAAUUAUUUCAUACGAUCA